Messenger RNA from Coturnix japonica (Japanese quail), 3095 nucleotides. It is a transcript of the gene POFUT4, whose product is annotated as protein O-fucosyltransferase 4. Gene Ontology annotation, cellular component: Golgi membrane. Gene Ontology annotation, molecular function: alpha-(1->3)-fucosyltransferase activity. Lineage: Eukaryota; Metazoa; Chordata; Aves; Galliformes; Phasianidae. The record is from RefSeq and is a predicted model, not a curated record.
UUCCCUGCAGUUGGAGCACUACGAGGGGGAGGAAAAACUGGGGGUGGUUUGAGGAGCUGUUGUGUGGGCGUGUUGCUUCACAGAAAGGUCCUUAUCAGGAUCAGAAAAAUACCCGGCUGUGCUUUUAGUUCCUUAUCCUGUAGCCUGUAUCUAAGUCCAUUUUUCUUACGAUGCUGCUGAUUUGUCUUCCCUCCCAUCACUACAUAGAGAAGGGAGUAUGGAGGAACUCUGACAAAGUAGCUGACACAACCUUCCUUGUUUUUGUAUGGCCGUGGCUGAUGUUUUACUCCAUGCGUUGCCUCCAACCAAAAGAGCUCGAGGAUUUUUAACCAGAAGGGGACAAACUUCGCAGGAAUAUAAGGCUCAGCAACCACGAAUUGCCACAGAUACUAAUUUCUAGUGUUAAUACUGAGGGGCGCGGGGGGGGGAGGGUUGGAAAUGAGAUCAUAAAUGAACCUUUCAUUUUCUUCACUUGUUUUUUUUUUUGUUUGUUUUUUUUUUUUCCAAUGCAUCUUUUAAUUUGUAAAGAAAUAAAAAUAUAUUAAGAUGUAUUUUAUGUCAUUGUUAGUAAAUAAAACACUGCUUAUUUUUCCAAACCCUGUAUUUUGCGGGAGGGAGGAGAAGGGAGGAAGGGCUGCGGUCUGCCCGAGCGCUUCUCAACCUCUAAGAGCAGCUUUGAUCCGUUUCUUCAUUGUGAGCGGCAGCCAAAAGGUGCUGUUCCAUCUCAGUGAGGGUUUUUAUUUCAGAGCAGCUCUGUAAGGAGCUCUGUAACGACAGCCCCAGGCGUCAUUUCAUGCUGGUGCAGGAGAGCAGCUACACGCGAGUUGUAUUCAGAAGCAGCAGCUGUGCCCGGGCAGGAGCCCUGCAGUGUGGGGCAGUUCGGAGCCGAGCUCGGCCCGCACGAAGCUCCGCUGUUGGAAGAUCCGCGUUCCCGUCCCGUAACAGCGCAGACACGCGCUGCUCCCGGCUCUGCCUCCUCACUCAGCGCCGCCCUGGGGCGGGGCGGGCUCGGCCGUUUCGUGGCGUUGUGGCGGCGGGUGCGGGCCCAUCUGCGGGGCAUGGGCGGCGGCAGGCCGGGCGCGGCGCGGCGGGGUCCCGCUUGUCUGUGGGUGACGCUGGCGCUGGCGUGGGGAGCGGGGAGCCCAGCGGCAGCGGGGGAAGGAGACGGAGACGGAGAGCCCGGCCCGGGGCACGGGGCGGCGCCGUGCGGGGCGGAGGGCUGGGAGCGGGCCGCAGAACCGCCGGGCCCGGCCUUCGUGGCCGCGGCGUCGUACCGCGGUCCGGGCAACAACGACACGCGGAGCAACAAGGCGCUGCCCAUCGUGCUGUGGUGGAGCGGCAGCCUGUUCCCGCACUUCCCGGGCGACACGGAGCGCAUCGACUGCCCGCGGGGCUCCUGCCUCGUCACGCGCAGCCGCCGCGCGGCCCGGCACCGCCGCACCAAGGCCAUCAUCUUCUACGGCACCGACUUCCGAGCCUACGAGGCGCCGCUGCCCCGGCUGCCCCACCAGACGUGGGCGCUGUUCCACGAGGAGUCCCCCAUGAACAACUACCUCCUGUCGCACCCGCCCGGCAUCCGCCUCUUCAACUACACCGCCACGUUCCGCCGCGAGUCGCACUACCCGCUGACGCUGCAGUGGCUGCCCGGCCCCGGGUACCUGCGGGGCCCGGCGCUGCCCCUGGCCGACAAGGACGCGUGGCGGCGGCGGGGCUACGGCCCGGUGCUCUACAUGCAGUCACACUGCGACGUGCCCUCGGACCGGGACCGCUACGUGCGGGAGCUCAUGAAGUACAUCCAGGUUGACUCCUAUGGGAAAUGCCUGCAUAACCGUGAGCUUCCCAGCGAGCGGCUGAGAGACACUGCGACAGCCACUGCAGAAGAUCCCGAAUUCAUGGCUUUUAUCGCCAGGUACAAGUUCCACCUGGCCCUGGAGAAUGCCAUUUGCAAUGACUACAUGACAGAGAAGCUGUGGCGUCCGAUGCAUUUGGGUGCUGUCCCGGUGUACCGAGGCUCCCCAGCUGUGCGGGACUGGAUGCCAAACAACCACUCCAUCAUUCUUAUCGAUGACUUUGACAGCCCCCAAGAGCUGGCAAAGUAUCUUGAUUUCCUCGACAAGAAUGGAGAGGAAUAUAUGAAGUACCUGGAGUAUAAAAACACUGAUGGAAUAAAAAACCAGUUCUUGCUAAAGAGCUUGGAGACGCGGGAGUGGGGUGUGAAUGACAUGACUUUGCCCAAUUACCUGAAUGGCUUCGAGUGUUUCAUCUGCGACAGGGAGAACGCCCGGGUCAGAGCGGAGCAGGAACACAAAAAGUCUCAUGGGAAAACUCCAGCUCCCGCCCCUCACGUGGCUCAUUUCCAGCACAUGGGAUGCCCUAUGCCUACCCCUGGGUUUGGAAGUAUCGAAGACCUCCCUGCAGAGGACAGUUGGAAAGAGAUGUGGCUUCAGGACUAUUGGCAAAGCCUUGAUCAGGGUGAGGCCCUCACUGCUAUGAUUCAUCACAAUGAGUCACAUCAGGGAAGAUUUUGGGAUUAUAUGCAUGAGAUUUUUCUCAAGAGGACCAGGCAACACUGAUCCAUCUCUGUAAGAGCUUGGUUUGGAAAUUGCCUUGAAAGUUGUGACUGAGAAUUCUUACUUCUCUCCAAAUGUUUGCCUUGAAAUAGAAGAAGCUCUCGCAGACUGUUUUUCUGGUGUGUGAAGGGGGUGAUUCUCUGUUGCAGUUUCAGCAGCGGAGAUGUCAGCAACUGCUUAUAUCUGAAUUUCAGCUCUGUGCUGUGAAGCCCCUCCUGACAUGCAGGUGUCAACAUGUGGGGCAAAAGAGAAUUCUGCAUUUGGUAUCGCUUCCCUGUGGCUUCCUUCAUUUCAGAGGAACAUGUUUCAGACUCUGCUCAAAUGCCCUAAGUUAUUUUGGGAACUUUUUUAUAUCCAAAAUGCUUGGUUUUUUUUAUACUUCACCACUUAUUCUUCUCAUUAAGUUAUACUUUUACCUGAUAUUAACAAAUAGCUUUUCCAGUGAAUGAAUUCCAGAAGACUAUUAUCUGUGGAGAGCAGCUGUGCCUUAUGAAAUUGCAAUAAAGUCUCUUCUCUCCAUGUAAA